This is a messenger RNA of Xylaria bambusicola, 1581 nucleotides long. Its product is annotated as major facilitator superfamily domain-containing protein. NCBI's taxonomy places the organism in Eukaryota, Fungi, Ascomycota, Sordariomycetes, Xylariales, Xylariaceae. Gene Ontology annotation, cellular component: membrane. The coding region runs from base 1 to 1581 and encodes 526 amino acids. Gene Ontology annotation, molecular function: transmembrane transporter activity. The transcript is spliced from 3 exons. The record is from RefSeq and is a predicted model, not a curated record. Gene Ontology annotation, biological process: transmembrane transport.
AUGCCGCAGGAAGAAGAGCAACGGCGCAGUGACUCGCUGGACGAGGCUUCAGAACUUGCGUCCUUACUACCAGACUCUCCGCAACACCGACGCCACGGAGACAGCCUCUCCAUAUCCUCAAUAGCGUCUUCCAUAUCUAGCUUCGGCAUAUCUUCACCUCGCAACAUCACCACGGCCAGAAAUACCACUACCGUUCUCUACUUCAUCACAUUCACCGUCUCGUUCUCAGGCGGCUUCAUCGAGCUGCCCUUCACGCGCCUGGUCGAGGACAUCCUCUGCCACAAGUACUACGAUGUGCAGAGCUUGGCCAAGCCCAUCGACGAAAGUCUUUGCAAGGAGGACUCGAUCCAAAAGGAGCUCGUGUACCUCCUGGCCGUGCAGUCCACUUUGUGGUCCAUCGUCGCGUUUGCCGCCGCUUUCCCUUGGGGACUGGCGGCUGAUAAACUUGGCAGAAAACCUGUCGUUGCGGUCGCCAUAAUGGGAUUGCUAGUCGGGUGCUUGAUGGAAUUGGCAGUAGUGUAUUGGAGUGAUGUGUUCCCAAUCACCGCGAUUUGGGCUUCGUCCGCCGGCGUGCUCCUCGGCGGCGGUAAUGGCGUGCUAAUAGCCGUGGUAUUAAGCAUGGUCGCAGACGCGACAAGCGAGGAGGAUAGGGCCAUUGCAUUUCUACGCACACACGUCGCAAGUCUCUGCGGAAGUCUGUUGUCGCCGUCCUUCGCGGGACUAGUGAUGGAAAAAGCCGGCCUCUGGGUUUCUCCCCCCGUUGGCAUAGGCUUUUUCUCCCUCGGCGGGCUUGCGCUCUUCGUUCUCCCCGAGACUCGGCCGUCCAAGGACGUUUCACAAAGAUUUGAGAGGCCCGACGUCCUUAGCUCUGAAUCGACGAUAUCGCGCGUCUUUGGCCAGUUCGUAGAUUCAUUAAGUAUUCUCAAGUCGCCGUCCCUUAUCCUCCUCUUCUUGACUGCCCUGUGCUCGAUGCCGGUCAUGGACUCGACGCUGCAGUUCUUGAACCAGUUUGUUUCGAAACGCUACGAGAUCAAGAUUGCGCAGACUGGAUAUGUGCAGAGCACCUAUGGUGUUGCUAGCAUCGUCAUGACCUUGAUUAUUUUACCUUGGAUCUCAAAAGUGCUUAUUCAUCCCGCUACACCGGCUAGGUACAGGGCUAAGAACGAACACUAUCGCGACCUAUCUUUGGCGCGUUGGUCUUACGCGGUCUCCUUCUUGGGUGCCCUCACGCUUGGUGUGUCGCCAACACUGGGCGGCUUCAUCUUCGGCCUUCUCUUGAUGGCCAUUGGAUCCGGCUUUGCCAGUCUCUCGAAGAGUCUGAUGAGUAUAUACGUAGAUCCUGAGCACCGAUCCCGGCUCUUCUGCCUCGUCAACAUGGUUGAGGUCCUCGGCAGUAUUUUCUCUCAACCUAUGCUUGCCGGGCUCUUCUCUUUGGGACUGAGAUGGCACGGGGUGUGGAUUGGCCUCCCUUACCUCGGACUGGCGGCCCUGAUCGCGGUUUCAGGCUCUUUGCUUCUGUUUGUCAGGAUACCUCGGAAUAGCAGUGCUGCGUCGGCUUCGAGACAUACUGAGUAUGCAUGA